This is a messenger RNA of Heterobilharzia americana, 6187 nucleotides long. NCBI's taxonomy places the organism in Eukaryota, Metazoa, Platyhelminthes, Trematoda, Strigeidida, Schistosomatidae. The record is from the annotation of a GenBank genome assembly.
GUUUGUUCAAGUCAGCGGUCAAAAUAAAGGUGUUGGCAUUGCUUGACGUUGACUUGGUGGUCCUGAGUUACUGUUGUGUUGUGAUGAAUAUAUUCCGGUUUCUCGGAGAUGCGUCACAUUUUGCUGCCAUAAUAAUCUUACUUCUAAAGAUUUGGAAAACUAGAUCAUGUGCUGGUUUAUCUGGACGUAGCCAGAUUGCGUUCGCUAUCGUGUUUACCACACGUUAUGUCGACCUUCUCACCACUUACGUGUCUUUGUACAAUUCCUUUGCGAAAAUUAUUUUCAUUGUUUCGUCUUACGCCACGCUAUACAUGAUAUAUUUCAAAUUUAAGCCAACUUAUGAUGGGAAUCAUGAUACAUUUCGACUUGAGUUUCUGCUGGUUCCAUGCGCCGUGCUAGCACUAAUUGUCAACCACCGUUUUCAGCUUAUUGAGGUAUGUUACCCCAAAUAAUAUUUUGGCUCAAAGUUAUUAUGGACUUUUUCCAUAUAUUUAGAAUCAGUAGCCAUAUUACCACAACUCUUCCUGAUUAGCAAAACAGGUGAAGCAGAAACGAUCACAUCACACUACCUAUUUGCGCUUGGUUCUUAUCGUGGUUUGUACAUACUUAACUGGGUAUACCGGUAUUAUGUACAGAGUUAUUAUGACCUGAUUGCAAUCGUUGCUGGUGUGUUACAGACUUUGCUGUAUUGUGAUUUCUUUUACUUAUAUAUCACACGAGGUAAGCAGCUGUUUCUCAUCUAUUAGUAACAUUUCAGUGAUAAAAGGAAAAGCUUUCGCCCUUCCAGCAUGAUCGAACAGGUAGUAUGCGAAUCUCAGAGAGGUUAGCUGCCAUAAUUAUCUUUCAACUUUCUACGUUGUUUCACUACAGAGUCAAAUUUAUAAAAUGACAGUUUGAGAGGAAGUGUGACUAAAGUCUGCAUUUAUGUAUACUACAUCACUGGACUGAACAUAUAUCUUAACGAUAUGACCAUGUGCCUGACAUCUUUAUGAUAAAACCAAUAACUUUAUUUCUAGCUGCUUUGUUGCUAACUGUUAAUACGCUUUUGAUUUCAUCCGACUGCAAACGGUUGUUUUUAUAUUCAAUGUUAGGUGAGUCUCAUCACUGAAGCGAUUUCGUCUACCUUAAUUUAAGUAAUGGACUUUGUUUUUACGGUUAGUUGGUAUUUUCUAGCUUUGCUAAUUUUAUCUCCACGUUCUUUUUACUUAAUGGUUCUGGGUAUGGUGUUUGACUAGAAACCCACUUCACAAGGGUGCUAUUCGUCAACUUAAUAUUUCCAGUCUUAUAUUCAUACCUCGCACUUUAAGUCCCUCAUCUUGAUCAUCAUAUGGGAGGACGCAGUGAACGCAUUGAUUUAUUAAGUAUCAAAAAAAGUAAAUAAUCGGAUCUUAUUUUCAGAUUUUUGACUUCACUUGACUGUUAUCAUACGAGCACUUUUGAGUAUGCAUCACGAUAAGUAAAUUGCAAGUUUACGGUUUACCAUAUUUAAAUUUCGGAGGCUAAAAAAAAUAGAUGACUGCUGUAAAAAAUCGUAGUUUUAUUGGUAGACGACUACCAAACAAAAUUAAACGACGUAUAGAGAUUGUAUGGUAUAAAAAAUAUAAUUGCAAUUGAAUCUUGGACAGUAUUAAGUCAUGUCGUUUUUCCUCUUACAUCUAACCUUUUUAAUCUUAGCACUAUUUUCAGCUAUCCUUUCUUUGAAAACGGUUUAUUUUCUGCCAUUUUAUGAUGUGUAUACAAACAGUGAAUGAACGCCAUGUCCAUGGUUGUGCUUCUAAAAUCACUUUUCAUGCUUUACUAUGCUACUCACUCUUGGAUGGACUAAAGUAUUCUUAAUCCAGUUACCUUUAUUCAUUAUCGGUGGUUCUUUAUAUUGAGAUCGUUCCAACUUGAUGGGAGUCGUGAGUCAUUUUAUCAUGUAUAUAUUAUACAUUGUUGUAACAACUGGUAAUAGUAUAAUGCACUUAGGACUUUGUGGUUAUUGUCUAUUAGUUCAGAUACCCUGCUUCUAACCAUUUACUCGUCUGUUGGGAACCCGCCCAACUUACUGCCACCUGAACAGUCAGGUAUCACAAAUCCUGAUGUUAAAUGUGGUUUGUUAACCACUGCUUGAAUAUGCACAUGAUGACUGUCAUUUCAACAUUAUAAGACUUGAAGUAAGAAUCCAUGGAAUUUUGGUUACUGUUUUGGGAAUUAAUUUCCGUCUUGAAUUCAAGACCCUGACUAGUUUUCAUGUGCUGUCUGGACUGAUGCAGAGGCCGACCGCUAUUUCUUUGCAGACGUCGGAUACCCAUGAGUGCGAGAAGGAAAAAGAACAAAGUUUGGUGGUGUGAAAGGAGUCAUAAUUGUCCUACCAUGAGUAAGAUAACUGGCUAGGGGAUUGUGAAUGAGCAUCUUGAUGUACCGAAUGGUGUAGAUGUUCAACCGUAUGCUUCCAACUCUAAAAGUCCGGCAAAACUAUGAAGGUUAUCACUAUUGUCGGGUACUACCGAGCUAUAGGUUAUUGAGUUUGGCUGGUUUUUUGUGCCUAACCUCCUGUACUGCUGAAAAGAGAUACCAGUCGUAGUAAAAACCUAACCACCUCGCCUCGACUAAAACUCUACAAAUAGAAUCACUAAAUAGAACUGCCCCUGCAUUGUCUGUUUUUAUCUUAAGGCGUUUAUGCAAGCUACAAAAUGGUCAACCAAUCAAAAAGUUGUCCUCGAUCGUCGUGUUUUCUUGAAAUCCUAUCCAAUACUCAUCGUACAUGGGAUCAAAAACAAACUUUAGCACCGUGAUGUUAAUUUACAAAACCUGAAAUCAAUAAGCUACAGGAAAAGGAGCAUUGGUAAAAACGAGUUUGAUUUGGAAGUGACAUAACGUGUAUGAAAAAUGCUAAUGACUAAAAGAGUUCUAAAAAAAUUAAAAAUUUGUGAUUGAAGCCAUAACAUGAGAAAGUUGAACAACAUUAUACACUGAUAUAAAAGACCAAGGAGUAAAUAAAUAAUCAGUUAAAUGUGGUAGAAAGUUACCAGAAUGGCUCAAAAAAGAAUAAGAUAACACUAAUUCAUCCUGACGAUUGAGCUGAAAUAAUGGGACAAAUUUGCACCGUAUCUCUUAGAGUCUCAUACCAGAUAGAUAAACAAAAUUAACGUAGAAUCUCGAACACGUGCUUCACGAUAAACGUUGCCACAAUUUACAGUAGUAUAUCAAGAAAAACAAUCGAAAAAGACUGAAUUCAAGAUUUAAAAAAUCACGUAAGAGAAUAAACAAUCUGAAGACCAAGGUUAGUGUGAAUAAUCAAUCUUAAAAAGACGUCAAAGAGUGAAUAAAUUUGCGCCACUGUGGCCAAUUUUCAGCCGUUUCACCAAGAAUGUGUGUCUGCGCCUUAUUGGUCUUGAUAGCAAAACCUGUCUACGCUUGAUUGAAAGGUGAGAAAGCCAAAUACGUAUAUAGGCACGAGUCAGCUGAGCGUUUAGCUGAACAUGGCAGCAAUGCUCAUCCGGAAGAAACCUAGUGUCAUAUUAAGUCUGCUGUAGAAACAACGGUAAAGACAGUUGGUUACCUACAUCCGAAGGUUAGCGAACGUCAUUAGGUUUUUUACAGCAUCAUCCGAACUGAUUGAUGCAAGGAGACUGAUUCCAGUUGGUUGUAACCACAGUGGAGUGCGAAAGCAACUCAAACGUAAGUUGACCAAGAGUCUUUGAAAUGAUCGCGAGCAUCUGUGGGUGGCGAAGGCGAGAUAUGUAGAGAAGGCAUCAGCGUUGAGUAACAUGCAGCACCUAGUUAGUCUUAUUAAGGAUACAAGCCAAGAAGACGAUGGUUAGAGAAACCAUCACCGAAAAAAAUGCGACGCUGAUAACUUCCCAGGAAAGGCUGCUAGAGCGUUGGACAGAACUCUUCGAAGCACAGCUCAACUGACUCCCAGCAACGCCUCAGUUGCCCGACAUCCAGCCUGAACCUGAAUGGGACCUAGAUGACGGUUCUCCAACUCUCCUUGAAGUUGAGACAGCUGUAUUGAACCAAUGUAAACAAUGUAAAGCAUAGGACCUGAUAGUUUGCCGCCUGAGGAUUUUAAGGAUGGAGUAGGAAAUUGCUGAUUAGAAUGAUGGAAGUAUUUUGUAGUGUAUGGAAAUUAGAGUUAGUCCCAUCAGGCUGGUGUACUUCGCUGUGUAUCCCAGUCUAUAAGAAUAGAAAGAAAUCCUCUUGUGCCAACCAUGAGAGGAUUAGUUUGACUGAUAUUUUCAAAAUCCUAGGGUCCAUAGUUAUCCGACGCCUAACUGGAGCUCGAAAACAGCAAACUCGAGAGAACCAGUACGGUUCCAGACCUAGACGAGGGUGUAUCGAUCAUGUUCUACCCUCCAACAUGUUUUGGAGCACAGACAUACCUAACAGUCGACAAUUGCCAAUUGAAGGCAGGAUUCAACCGUGUUGAUCGUGAGGCAUUGUGAUGGUGUCUGACUGAAAAGAGUACCGAGCAAGCAAGCAUACGAUAAUCAAAGUGCAACUCAAACUCACGCAACCAUGUAAGGGUUUACGAAGACUUGUCAUCAGAAUUAACGACAACUAUUGCUGUCCGACAGGAACACCAAUUGUCACCGUUCCUACUUCACUUCGUCAUAGACACACUGAUCAAUAUAAACUUGAGUACGUCAGAUUUCACAGGGAUUGACUUUGUCGCUGGGGGUUAGUCGGCUGGCUUGGAGUAUGCCAAUGAUAUUGUCCUGCUAGUUGAAGACGCUGACACACUGCAGGGUCUUUUGAACGCAUUGAGCAGAAAUCUGAGUAUGUUUAGCAUGCGUUUCGCUGGCAUCUGUCAAAUGUAAGAUGAUGCUCCAGGACUGGUCUGCAACCACUACAAAUCUGACGAUAGGGAAUGAAGCAGUGGAAUGUGUUGACUACUUCACUUACUUGGGGAGUUGCAUCAGUCUGAUCGGGCUGGUUGCUGACGAAAUCUUAAUGCUGGGAUACAGAUGGUCUGUUUGUCAUUUGCCAACCUGCGUCACCUGUUGUGCCAACUGGUGAGAUAGCCGAUCGUCUAUCAAAGGAUGAGUAUACUGCACUGCUAUCCAUUCUAUCCUGUUGUACGACUGAGACAUGGCCGUUAGAAGUAGAAGACAUGAAGCGACUACAGGGUUUUGAUCACAGAUGUUUUCGUAGCAUCGCUAGUGUUUGGUGGAAUCACCAUGUGAGUGAUGUUGAUGUCAGCCAAGGAGCACUAAGCAAGGCAAGCAAGUAGAUUGAUCAGGUUGUGAACCUUCAUCAGCUGAGAUGACUUGGACAUGUACUGCACACGCCGAGCCAUUGCCUAUCUUGACAUGGCAUGCUAGGGUAAUUUGGAUUAGAUUGGAAAGGGGUUCAGGGUGGCCAGACUAGGACGUGGUACCAGUCGAUGAAGUCUUUUACUGUUGGUCUGGACCGUGUGGGUAGAUGUAGACUGUCUGGUUGGGGUCCCCGAGACGAAAAGAAUCAGUGAUUGAAGAUUCUUGGUGACGGCUGGAAAUCGAUCACAGUGGCGCAGAUAUAUUAAUUCUUUGACGUCUUCUAAAGAUUGACCGUUCACCCUGACCUUGAUCUUCAGAUUGUUUGUUCUCUUACGCAGUUUUGUCUUCUUUGAUAUCACUCAUUUUCUACUCAUUUGUUCUUCGUAUACUCCCACGGUGAAGUGUGGUAACCUUUACUGUGAUGCAUAGGUGUUCGAGGUUCUACGUUUAUUUUGUCAGUCAGCCAUAAAUGUUGUUUUCGGUUAGCAUGUCACUGACUGUUUGUCUUAGUUUUGGAUGUGCUCUUAGUGAAAUUUUGAUUAUUUUAUUUACUAAUUAUCAAUAAUCACGCCAGAAAGUUCUCGUUUAGUAGACGCGUUUAUAAUAAAUGUUGGUGGUAAUCGCCUUUGGUACUAAAGGAAUCAUUUUUCAUGCAAUCUGAAUCCUUCACUAAUAGUAUUUUUUGAAAGAGUUUCACAUUCGUGUAGUGCUGUGCCGUAUUCUUUCUGAACGUAGUUUCACUUGUUUUUUAUCCCUAACCACUGUCUACGUAAUUCAUAUAUCUUUUCCCUUCUGCUUGUUGAUAUCAUUUGUUUCCGUAUUAUCAUUCGUGCUAGGUUGUGUUUCAAUGUAGUUAUGUUUGUGAACGUCAUCGCACAAGCGUUUGAUGGAUAAUUAGUGUGUAUCUGCAUUGUUCAUAUUCAAUAAAUAUAUAUUCUUCACAU